AUGCCACCGGCUCCACCACCGUUGCCGACGCGGUUUCCAUGCUGGUGUCGAGCUGUUUACUCUUGGGGAGGAGAGUCAAAACGCGAUCUGGGAUUCAUCGAGGGUGAUCUGAUAGAAUGCUUGAAUGCUGGUGACGGUUCAUGGUGGGUGGGCAGAUUAUAUCGAGAUCGAAGAACCGUCGGAUCGUUCCCAUCCAACUUUGUCGAACUUCUCCCUUCCGAAUUCAGGCCAACCACCAAGUCUGUCCCCUCGCCAGCAAGCACAACCCCAAGCAACGCGCCCACCAAGUCGAGGACGUUUCGAAAGCCAUUCGAGGCAUACGCCAAGGCUCCUCACUACACCAGCGCGAAGCAGCCCGAGGUCUUCAAAGAGACUCCCAAACCACGAGUCCGACAAGAUUCAGGUGCUUCCUUCGCACCCAGCACACACGAGGUUGAGAGUGGACCAUCGCCUGUUCUUCCUCCUCAAGGUUACCAUUCACGAGGACCAUCGCCUGCCCCCCCUCAUGGAUACGAUCAGAGGGCUCCAUCGCCUGCUCCUCCCCGAGCUCCGUCUCCAAAUCCAAUGCACGGCUACCACUCAAGAGGCCCUUCACCUGCGCCUCCUCAUGGCUAUGGCGCAAGAGGUCCCUCUCCUGCUCCUCCAAUGCAUCAUAGCCAUGGCUACGGUAGCUCCAGAGGUCCAUCGCCCGUCCCAUCCUUCCAUCGAAUUUCCAGCUACCAAAGCCAAGGACGGGAUAACUCUCCGCCCCCUCCAGCGCCGCCUCCUCAUAGGCAAAUGACACGGGCUGGUUCGAAGGAUCUUCAGAGGACUUCUCUUGAAAUGUCACGACAUGGAUCCAAUGCCUCAUAUAACCACUUUGCUGGUUCAAGGCAAAAUUCGAAUAAUUCCUACAGACCACCACCUCCCAACAUGAGCCAUAGGUCGCGGAAUUCUUUUGACGACAGAUCCUAUAGGGCGUACACACCUGGCGCUAUGUCUCCCGCUCCGCCAUCGCCUGCUGGGGGAAUGACCCCUUCACCCCUCAGAGAGGCUAUGGAUGGAGUAAUAGAGCAAUUGGGAGUCCUUGAAGGUAACUCGAGGAGGCCUGGAGAUCGCGGCUCCCCAGAGCCAAACCACGACCCCUGGUCCCCAGAACAAUUCGACAUGGUUUCAACCCAGCGUUCUAGCAGGAAGACGCAAGAACGGUCCAGACCUAGAACAUCAAUGGGCAUAGCGCAGCAGGACGAAGGUUAUGAAACCUGGAGCGGCGAAUCUUCACAGGAGGUGUCCUAUCAGAGCGGCUCCCGUGACGAGAAACUCAGCAGCUACGUCGAGCGCAUGGAGAAGCAGUUUCAACAGUUGCACCGGCAAAGUUCGAGAGUAGAGGACGAUAUCGACGACCUUCCGCCUCCCCCGCCCCCUAAGAAUGUGCCAUUCGAGCGGCCCAAGUCGUCAAUGGGACGGUCUGCUGAUCCACCUCGAAAGUUGAGAGCUCGCAAGUCAGCUUAUGAGAUAGGUCGAGGCGUUGCCCGUACCCUAACAACCAAGACCAACUCGACCAACGCCUCCUCCGGAAACCAGAGCAAUAGCAGUUCUUCGACCCAAAGCAGUUCCAGAACUCUGUGGAGUGGAACCUCAGCAGGCGCCUUCAGCUCAACCAGCGCGGGAAGUCUUGCUAGGUCCGGGAACCGUGCUCAGAGUGCUCUAGGAUUGAGAGAGCCGGACAAUGAUAGACCCGACUCACCCUUUACUGGAGUCUCUUACCACAGCAGUCACGCCAGUAACGCCCCUGCUCAGCAACUGCAGCGGCCGCAGACUCAGGUUGGCUUCCAUGACGAUCCUGCCUUGGGACUUGGAGGACUUGUCCAGCCGAAACCUCCCAAGAGGAAUAUCUUCCGCAAGAUUUUGGAUACUGCAAAGACAGGUGUCGCCAGCAGCCGAGGUGGGCUUGUGUCAGGUGGAAUGGGCAUCGACUCUCCCAAGUCAUCACCCUUUGCCCGUUCGAUGCCACCGGGAUCCUCUCCUAUGGGUGGUUUGGGGAGCACGCCCUCUAGCAGAGACAUUGCAACUGAAAUGGGCUUGUCUGGUGGUGUUGAUUGGGUCCAGGUCCGUCGUGAUGUGAACCGUUCGAACUCGCUCAGCACAAUAGAGUUGACUGAGCGUCGAGAACGAUGCCAAAUGAUGGACCACCCGGCUCUAAAUCCUGUCGAUGAGCUCUACGAGAGUGUCGAGGGAGACGAAGGCGUAGAUGGAGAGCCGGUGCCCGAGCCCAUCAAUUAUGCAGCCAUCAACCUAUCCCAGGUCGACAAGAACUCUCGCUUCAUUAGCGGUCUCCCUCCUGCUAUCACAGCUACCCAAUUGGCUACCACGUAUGUCUGCCGCCCGUAUCGAAGCGACGUACAGCGCCUACGGGCCAUCUUCACAUGGGUAUCUGAAAGGAUCUGCUGGGAGGAAGAUUUCGAAGGAGAAAUCGAUACACGACGGGUGAUCCAAGCCAAGAGAGGGUGUGCUGAGGAGUAUGCUGUUUUGGUUAUGGAAAUGUGUUCUGCCGUGGGCAUUCACUGUGAGGUCGUGCGAGGCUAUCUCAAGACUCCUGGAGAGGUGUCUGAGAUCAACAUUAUGCCUCGGCCUAACCAUUGGUGGAACGCUGUCAUGGUGGACAACGAAUGGCGUAUGAUCGAUUGCUGUGUUGCCAGCCCUUCAUAUCCUCGACGAGGUCUCUACUCGAGCGCCAGUAACAGUUCAGCCGACUCUUGGUGGUUCCUUUCUCGGCCACUGGAGAUUUGCUGGACUCACAUUCCUGAGCAUCACAGCCAGCAGCACAUCGUUCCCCCGGUUGCGCAUGAGACGCUUCUCAACUUGCCAUGCGCCUGCGCGCCCUUCUUCCGCAACGAGAUUGAAAUGGUCGACUAUAACACAGCUCUGACCCGAAUCGAGGAUUUGGAAAUGGUGCAUAUCAAGUUCAACGUCCCAUCCGAUGUCGAAGUCGCAGCUGAGGUGGAGGUUCGAGGUUACUCGCGAGACUCUGAUGGAGAUGUGUUUGAGAGCGGCGACAUUGUCAAGAAGAGGGCUCUGGCUCAAGCAGAGUGGUUCAACGGAAUCAAGCGAUACACCAUCAAGGCCCUGCUGCCAGGAGACGAGGGACAGGGCACUCUGAAGGUCUACGCGGGCAAGCGAGGAUUGAUGCACAGCAUCAAGGACAUCCCACAUCCGAUGGCGUUCGCGUUGCCCAUCGUUCACACGGGUGAAAACCCGCCUUACGAGUUUGUCACGAGGCAUCCUACUCCUCAUGCGCAACGACACGACAUCUACGUGGUUCAGCCACAAUGUCAACGACUGGCACUGAACAACACGUUUGUCUUUGCCAUCAGACAACAUCCAAGCUCGCUAUCGAAUGGAUCUGCCUUGACGCCCUCAUCAAACCCAGGAGGCACAAGCCCUGUUCCAUUUGCCCGACCUGGUUCCGCGCUGAGCAUCAACGCCUCGAGUGCUAGUGGCUCGACCCCAAGCUCAGCUACGGGAACUGUGGCUGGGAAGAAGCCUGCCAAGCUCGCGAUUCAGACGCCCGGAGGAAAGAUCCUGCGCCUUAUGAGAAAGGAGGAUCGCAGGGGCAUUCAUGUUGGAAGCGGAAGUCUCUCGGGUGGAGGAGCCGCUAGCGACGGCGGCACCUGGGAGACAAUCAUCAAGUGUUCAGAGAAGGGUGGCCAGCAGGGCCAGCAGCAGCCGCUGCCGACACCGGGCAUGAAUUCAUCUCCGUCAUACGUCGGCGGCGGCGGCGGCGGAUAUCAACAGUUUUCGAGUCCACAACAACAACAGCAGUUCUACUCGAUGCCUCAGCAACAACAGCAGGGGCAGCAGCCAUAUAUGCCGACACAUGCUCAGCAGCAGAUGGCGCAGUUUGGGGGGAUGCCAACGACGGCGUAUCAGGGAUAUGAGACCAACAACCAGGCGUUUGGAGGACAUCAGAUGCAAGCAGCUGCUGCGCAGUAUGUUCCGCCGCCUAAUGUGUGGCAACAACAGCAGCAACAGUCGCCUGGGGGUCAGGGCAUGAUGUUUCAGCAGCAAUUUCAGCAGCCGCAUCAUCAGCAGAUGUAUCAGCGGCCCGUCGCCUCGCCGCAGCAACAGCAGCGCUUUCAGCAGCAGAGUCAGGUUCCUUCACCGCGACAAAGGACACCAUCGAUUCCCCAGAGCCAAGGAUAUCGAUUGCCGCAGCCCCAACAGCAGACCCAGCAGUACUCGCAGCAACAGCAACAGCGCCAGCAAUAUCAGCACCAACAGCAGCAGCAGCAGCAGCAGCAGCAGCGACAGACCCAUGUCCAGCAGCAUCAAUCUCAAAUACCCGUCUCCCAGCCGUCACCGCAACCUGUUCAUAAGCAAUCUCAGCCACAAAUACAGCAGCAGCAGCGGCAGCAACCCGUCCAACCGCCACCACCCCAGUCCUUUCAGCAGCAGCCACAACAAACCACCCAGCGACCUGUCCAAGAUGCAGCUCCUGAGCCUACUCCCGAGCCUGUGCAGCAUCACCAACCUCCCCAACCUGAACCACAGCAAAUGCACUAUGUGAAUUUGCAGGAUAUUCAACAACUACCACCCCUCCCUCCAGUCACGAUGGGAAACCUACAGAGCUCUUCAAGACAUGAGCCCCCCAAAGCUCAACCGCCGCAACAAGACACUAUAACUGUGACACCCAUGGAUAUUAUGCUGGGAAGUCCACAAUCUCAACAUCUCCCUCCGCCUCAACCACAACCUCAAACACAUCAACAAAGGCCCGGCGCUGCCACACCUCGAAUAAAACCCAGUCCUCUUUCAUCCGUUGGCAACUCCCCGGCUUUGACUGCACGCUCUCCGAGCCUCACCAAGAAGUCGCCGGCCACCACACCAAAGGCUCGGCCGCCGGAGACUGUUCACAUCAUGGUGGCGGUGGCCGAGGAGUGCUUCGACAAAGCUCGCGCUUCCGUCCACGAUGUCGCCAUGUCUCUGAAUGAUACCCACGUAGAGGAGUACCAGAAACUGAUAUCCACUGGUCUGGCAUGUUUGGAGGCAUCAUUACAGGGCGGUCGGCUCUCCCCUCGUCAAGAGGCGAGGAUGCGACUACGAUACGCUGCUGUACUACUAGAGGAGACGGAGAAUUUGAUGGAGGCUGAGACAGCGCUCGCCAAGGGUAUCUCACUGUGCGAAAAACACCGCAUGUCUGAUCUCAAGUAUUGCAUGCAGUAUAUCCAGUUGAAGCUAUUGUUCCAGCGAACCCAUAAGGCUGCCCUGACUGCCGUCGACCGCCAUAUCGCAGACUGCGAGACGUACAAACACGUACACUGGGCGUAUGCAUUCAGGCUGCUGAAGAAUUCGUUCUACAUGGAAGUUGGCCAGACCGCUGAUGCCAGCGCCCUCGAAAACAUCCGCUCCAUCCAAGUCCUGGCCAACUCGCGCGGCGACAAUGCCAUCAGCGCCUUCGCUUCACUCCUCGAAGGACUCACCCUCCUCAAGGCAUCCAAAGACGGCAACAUCGAAAAGGUGCAGCAGUGCAUCGCCCAGGCGGCCAAGUUUCAGUUUGAUCCGUCAGUUCACAUCAUGCAGCUCGACAUGCUCAUGCUGCUCCUCGAUCUCGCAUCGAGCAUCAAUCAUCAGAGCCCAGAUGUAACGACUCAGAAGAUGCGGGCGGUGCAGAAUCGACUGGACGAGUGCGGCGACUGGCAUAACGUGAAGUCGGACUUUCUCAUCCCUGUCAAGAAGCAGCCCUCGACGGCGCACACCAUCAGCAGCGAUACAGCCGCCAUUAUCCGUCAUGGAGAUGGAGAUGCUGGGCCUGUGGAUUACUUGGUGAUGUCGUUCAUGACCAAGAUUGAGCUGACUUCUCUUGUUUUCACCUUUAGCGGUUUGGCGAACCUGCACAAGACAUCUCAAUCCCAACAUGUCCGUCGACCCGCCUCCGAUUUCUGGCGAGAGGGCCUGAAGAUUCUCGAUUCUUGGGACAACACUACUGCCGGCAUUCGCUAUGGCCCUUCUGUUUCACUGCAGGAGGCCAUUCAACAACGCGAGUGGCGCAUGGAGGCUCAAGCGUACCUCAACAUCCUGCUCGGCCUGUUCACAGCCAGUCACUGCCAAUGGGACAAGGUGAAACAGUUCAUCGUUAAGCUCGAGACUCUCAUUACUCCAUCCACGCAGGGCAUCCUCAGGCUGCUAGCCAUCUAUCUAUCCGGUGUCUAUCACCAGGGUACAGGAGACCUCCAGACCGCCCUCGACAUAUUCCGAACCCCUUCGUUCGACAUUGCUCAGCGCGGAACCGGCGUCAAGGCGGGGCAUCGAGAGCUGGCCAUGCUUGCCGGCCUCAACAGGCUUUGGAUUAUGCAGCACCACUCGCAGCGGGAUGACCAAGAGACCCUUGACUUGAUGGAGCAGCUGCAGCCCCUUUGCUCGAGCCAUCACAAUGUCGAUCUGCGCACAGCUUGGCACAAUGUCAUGGCUGCCAUCACCACGGAUCCUCCACAGCAGCUCAACCAACAGAAGCAACACAUCCAAGCCGCCAUGGGCGGGUCCAAGUCCACUAACAAUGUGCUGGGCGCCGCCGUGACGCUUGCCAUUAUGCGAAACCGGCUGUUCGAGAACGUCAUUGGCGAACAGGCCCUCAAGAGCGCACUGGCGGCAGCCAAGCAGGCACAUCGCAGCGGCAAUGUCCUCUGGCAGAGUGUCGCAGACGGCAUGCUCGCGCAGUCGUACGAGGUUCAAGGCCAGCAUGAGGAAGCGGCUCGAGAAUGGGAAAAGGCGACGAUGGAAGCAGGGCAGGCAUUUUCAGGGCGUUGCUGAAUAGGGGGAGGGUAAGAAGAGGAGGUUCAAAAUCCGGCGUUGGAGCAUGGUAUUUGGCCGCAUUUUUUUUUUAAGAGAGGAAGGAAUUCAUUUUUGAUGAUUUGUAUACCAAUUCGGGGGAGGGGUCUUUUUAAGGAGGUCUGUACGAUACCUGACCAUGGACGUCCAUGGUCUCUUCCUUUGGUGGUUUAAGGGGUAAUUAGAUGCACGACGCGAGGUCGUUUGUUUGACCGUAACAACGGUCUGGUCAAUGGAGUCUACGACUCGGUCGAGUCUUUAAAGCUCAGAUGAGAGAAUAUUCUGCCAAAUAUGGUCCUUGUGAUGUUUGUCGAGAGGAGUUUGUUCACCGACGGAAUCCAGGAGGCGGCUGGAAGCCAGGGGGAGGCAUGAAGCCUGGAGGGGGAGCGCCAGGAGCGCCAGGAGCACCUUGUGGAGGAGGUUGAAAGCCGGGCGGAGGCGCGGCCGGGUAUCCUUGGGGCGCGGGGGAUCCUGAGGGAGGUCGGAAGCUGCCGGGGUGGAAGUCGGCCGGGUUGGUGAAUCCGGCUUGUGAUUGAGGCGGCCGAGCAGGUAGGCCAGACGGCGCUGGGGGUAGAGGCCCCGAGCCGCGAGGAGGUGCUCCCGGAGGCGGAGCAGCACCAGCGUUGUAUGGUGAUGGACCGCGCUGCGGAGGAGCGAAGCC
This is a messenger RNA of Fusarium vanettenii 77-13-4, 7462 nucleotides long. RefSeq lists its product as uncharacterized. Gene Ontology annotation, molecular function: protein binding. The record is from RefSeq and is a predicted model, not a curated record. The transcript is spliced from 8 exons. Gene Ontology annotation, biological process: mitotic sister chromatid cohesion. Bases 1 to 6783 code for a protein of 2260 amino acids. Lineage: Eukaryota; Fungi; Ascomycota; Sordariomycetes; Hypocreales; Nectriaceae.